Naegleria fowleri is the source of this 2148-nucleotide messenger RNA. RefSeq lists its product as uncharacterized. The record is from RefSeq and is a predicted model, not a curated record. NCBI's taxonomy places the organism in Eukaryota, Heterolobosea, Eutetramitea, Acrasida, Naegleriidae. The transcript has a single exon. Gene Ontology annotation, biological process: ubiquinone biosynthetic process. Gene Ontology annotation, molecular function: kinase activity. Bases 1 to 2148 code for a protein of 715 amino acids.
AUGCUCGAAGAUUUCCUUCGUGUCGCUCAGGGAGUUGGACUCGUAUUGUUGGCCUCCGGUAAACGAAGUGCCAAUUCAAUGAAGAAGGCCACCUCUCCCUUCACUCUCUAUCCACAAUCUCCAAUACAACAAUUUGCUCAUAAUAUUAAAACGAUACAAAAUGCUCCGAAUCAUCAUGGAGUGAUGAAUUCAUCCACUUUGACAUCUUCAGCAACAAUAACUUCCGAAACUCCAAAGUUUGAAUCAACGAACUCUUUAUCUCAAACUCAAUUCGUGAAUUUUAACGUUGAAAAGCAACAGGAACAGACCGUAUCAAAAACAAGUAAUAUUUACUUUGAUAAUUACGGAAAUUUUGCGUCAUCAUCAAUAGACAUGAAGAUUGUGGAAGAACCUCAGGCACAAACACAGAUCUCUGAUUCAAAUUUACAGUCUUCAUCUGAGCCUAAAGAUCAUUUUAAGGCAAUCAAUGAAACACCAUCAUCGAUAGCUACGAAACAAGAACAAAAGUUAACAAACACUACAUCAACUUUAUCAGAAAAAUCUACAAGUGAGGAUUAUGGCUCGAUAAUGUAUGAGGCACUUAUGCUAGGUCAAGCUGAUAUAACAGAAAGGAUGAAGCACAAGUCUGAUAACACAGUUGCAACAGAACAACAGCAAGAUAUUCAUACGAGUGAAGAUGAAAUCAAACUUCAUGGUAUCGGUUCAGGACUUAAAGAAAAGAAAGUUCCAACAAAUUCAAUUUCUAGAGCAAUUCAGUUUGCUGCUCUGGGUAUCAAAAUUGGAGUCAAUGCUGCCUUUUCUUCUAAAAAGCAAGAUCAGCCAGAAUCAGAAAGCUCAGAAAACAUACCUAAAGAAGCCAACAAGGAAAAACCAAAAUUAUCUGUCAGUGAUGUUUUAACAGAAAAGAAUGCUGAAAUUUUGGCUGACACUCUCUGCAAGAUGAGAGGUGCAGCUCUAAAAAUUGGACAAGUCAUGUCCAUUCAAGACGAGAGUACAGUACCACCAGUCAUUCAAAAAGCCUUAGAAAAGGUGAGACAUGCAGCAAAUAUUAUGCCUCAAUGGCAAUUAGAACAAGCCAUGUCUUCGCAAUUCGGAGAAGAAUGGAAAAGCGGAUUUAAAUAUUUUGACAUGAAACCAAUUGCAGCAGCCUCAAUAGGUCAAGUACAUAGAGGAAUUCUUACAAACGGACGAGAGGUUGCAAUUAAAGUUCAGUACCCAGGAGUUGCAGAAUCAAUCGAUAGUGACAUUAGAAAUGUUGAAAGACUCAUGAAAUACACAAACCUUGUUCCUCGAGGCGCUUUCUUGGAUAAAACAAUGGAACAAGCAAGAAAAGAACUAUCUAUGGAGUGUGACUAUAUUCGUGAGGCUAAGUGCCAAAAGAAGUUUAAAAAACUCAUUCAAGAAGAUGCUCUUGCUGAGAAGCAAAGAAAUUAUGUCACUGAUGUUCCAAUGAGCUGUUUCAGUGUACCUGAUGUUGUAGACGAGUUCACCACAAGAAGAGUUCUCUGUACUGAGCUAAUCAAGUACGGAAAGACAAUUGACCAAAUCAAAGACAGUCCUGUUGAGGUGAGAAAUAAGGUUGCAAAGCUCCUCUUAAAGCUGUGCCUGAAAGAGCUUUUUGAAUUUAAAUUUAUGCAAACAGAUCCUAAUUGGUCUAAUUUCUUCUACGAUGUAAAAACUGAUACAAUGCAUCUUCUAGAUUUUGGUGCAUGCAUGGAAUUUCCACAAGAGUUUGUAGAUCAAUACAUUCGUGUAGUGUAUGCCAGCGCUACCAAAGAUGUUGACACUGUUAUUGACGCUUCUCGAAAGAUGGGUUUCUUAACUGGUGAAGAAUCUCAAGAGAUGAAUGAAGCUCAUGCCAAAGCAGCAAUCUACAUUGGUGAACCCUUCUCGACUGAGGGUGUAUAUGACUUUAGAAGUGCUGCCAUUCCAGAAAGAGUGACCAAGAUCAUACCAACCUUGCUCAGACACAGACUCACAGCACCACCACCUGUUACUUACUCUCUUCACAGAAAGUUAUCAGGUGCAUUCUUGCUUUGCAACAAGUUGGAUGUUGCAAUUCCAUGCAGAGAAAUUUUCCUUGAUGUAUACGAAAGAUAUAUGGAACGAAGGGCAAAAGAGAUGAACUCUCAAACCAAUAAACAAUAA